This is a messenger RNA of Botrytis sinoallii, 1239 nucleotides long. RefSeq lists its product as uncharacterized. Gene Ontology annotation, molecular function: phosphoric diester hydrolase activity. The coding region runs from base 1 to 1239 and encodes 412 amino acids. Gene Ontology annotation, biological process: lipid metabolic process. Lineage: Eukaryota; Fungi; Ascomycota; Leotiomycetes; Helotiales; Sclerotiniaceae. The transcript has 2 exons. The record is from RefSeq and is a predicted model, not a curated record.
AUGGGUAUUCUCACAAGCAAUACGCAACCCCGAACAACAAAUUCGACAUUUCGACUAUUAAAUCGACCAAGUUACGCUCAUUCUGAACAUAGUAUCAGCGAUAUGGGCGACAGUAUUGAUAAAAGGCGGUGUUGCCUACCUAUCUACCAUCGAUCGGUUGAUGGUCUUCCAAAUCCAAUGAAAGGGGCAUGGAACUGGAAACGUAGAUUUUGGGUAUUGCUUUAUCUAUCAGUUCUUGGCAGUAUUGCCAUGUUGCUAUGGCUUAUGCUACUUAUGACCCUUCCCCGUCACCACAUGCCUCAUGUGCCAUCGAGCGGAAUAAAUUAUUUGGUUGAGCAGUGGAAAGAUCCCAGCGAUCCAUCUUCUCUCCUUGCACCUUGGAAGCCAGAUUUCACAAAGGAUAUUGUACCGCUGUCAUGCCAUUCUCACAAUGACUACUGGAGAUCCGUUCCUCUUUUCGAAGCUGUCGCUGCAGGUUGUACAGGAGUAGAAGCAGACAUAUGGCUAAACAAUAAAGCCGGUAGCGAUGGCUUGUUAGUUGGCCAUUCUUUGAGAUCGCUCAGAGAUGAUCGCACGCUCCAGAAUUUAUACAUCAAGCCCCUCCUCAGCAUCCUUGAGAAUCAAAACAAUAAUUCUACAGAGUCAGACGGAGGUUCCAGCAAUCCUAACGGCGUAUUCGAGUCGAGUCCCAAUACUACUUUAACUUUAGUCUUAGAUUUCAAGUCCAACGGGUCUGAACUAUGGCCUAUAGUGAACCAGGAACUUGAAGCUCUUCGUUCCAACGGUUGGCUCACCAAUUGGAGUAACUCGACUGAAAAAAUCAACUGGCGCCCAAUAAUUGUCGUCGCUACAGGAAAUGCCCCAUUUGACCUCUUGAUCUCGAACACUACCAACCGCGAUGUAUUUUAUGAUGCCCUUCUCAAGGAUAUCGCCAACCCUAAAUACAAUCAAUCGAAUUCGUAUUAUGCAAGCGUUUCCAUGAGUACUUUGGGGAAAAUCUGGCUUUGGAAAUUCAGCUCGUCGCAACUAAACCAAAUCAAGACUCAAGUCGCUUUGGCAAACGCAAAGGCUCUCAAAGCUAGGUACUGGGACACUCCAGCUCUGCCAGUAAUCUUCAGGGAAUAUAUCUGGGGAAUUUUGGUGGAAAAUGGAGUUGGAAUGCUAAAUGUUGAUGUGUUUCCAUCAUCGCUGUUCUAUCUCUUGGUCACUAGACUUGGUCAAAAUAGACUUGCAUGUUAG